This is a messenger RNA of Marmota flaviventris (yellow-bellied marmot), 2408 nucleotides long. It is a transcript of the gene Ppef1, whose product is annotated as protein phosphatase with EF-hand domain 1. NCBI's taxonomy places the organism in Eukaryota, Metazoa, Chordata, Mammalia, Rodentia, Sciuridae. Gene Ontology annotation, molecular function: calcium ion binding; iron ion binding; phosphoprotein phosphatase activity. The record is from RefSeq and is a predicted model, not a curated record. Gene Ontology annotation, biological process: detection of stimulus involved in sensory perception.
AUGGGUUGUAGCAGUUCUUCAACAGGAAACAAGAAAUCUGAGAAAAUGUUAAAAGCCACCUUGGUCAUCCAGAACUGGUACCGAGGUUACAGAGCUCGGCUGAAGGCCAGACAACACUAUGCCCUUGCCAUCUUCCAGUCCAUCGAAUAUGCUGAUGAACAUGGUCAAAUGCAGUUAUCCAAUUUCUUUACCUUCAUGUUGGAAAACUAUUCACGAGCACGUAAGGAAGAUCCAGAACUUGUAAGUCGGCUUUUUGAAAGCACCUUCCAGGAUAUCAAGGAUAGACAGGAGUAUGUAGGGUUGAUAGAUGUACCGGACUCUUAUGAAGGCCCUCGCCUGGAAUUUCCUCUCACUUUUACUGACAUCAAUCACCUUCUUGAGGCCUUUAAGCAACAACAGAUACUUCAUGCUCAUUAUGUCUUAGAGGUGUUAUUUGAAACCAGGAAACUCCUGAAGCAUAUGCCGAAUUUCACUCAUGUAAAAACUUCUCCCUCCAAAGAGAUAACAGUCUGUGGUGAUUUACAUGGGAAACUGGAUGACCUUUUUUUGAUCUUCUAUAAGAACGGUCUCCCGUCGGGGAACAACCCGUAUGUUUUUAAUGGUGAUUUUGUAGAUCGAGGCAGUAACUCCAUAGAGGUCCUCAUGAUCCUGCUUGUGAGUUUUCUUGUCUACCCCAAUGACCUGCACUUGAACAGAGGGAAUCAUGAGGAUUUUAUGAUGAAUAUGAGGUAUGGCUUCACAAGAGAAAUCUUGUUUAAAUACAAGCUGCAUGGAAAAAAAAUCUUGCAAAUCUUGGAAGAAGUCUAUACCUUGCUCCCAAUUGGUACAAUUAUUGACAAUGAAAUUCUGGUGAUACAUGGCGGGAUAUCAGAGUCCACAGAUUUAAAUUUACUCCACCGCCUACAGAGAAGCAAAAUGAGAUCUGUGCUGAUGCCACCAGUGUCAAUAAAUAGAGGCCAUGCCACCGACUCUAAGAAAAGUAAAGGGGACAUUACUGUUACUUCAUCAGGAAAAGUCAAAUCAAAUGGUUUCCCUUCUCAAGAGUUAUCAAAGCAUGAAUGGGAACAGGUUGUUGACAUUCUGUGGAGUGACCCCAGAGGAAGAAAAGGCUGUUAUCCAAACACAAGUCGAGGAGGAGGCUGCUAUUUUGGACCAGACGUUACCUCUAAGAUUCUCAAUAAAUACCAGUUGAAGAUGCUCAUUAGGUCUCAUGAAUGUAAGCAUGAUGGGUAUGAAAUCUGCCAUGAUGGGAAGGUUAUUACCAUAUUUUCUGCUUCUAAUUAUUACGAAGAAGGCAGCAAUCGAGGAGCUUACAUCAGACUGAGUUAUGGUAUGAACCCACGAUUUUUCCAGUACCGAGUAACUAGUUCAACAUGCAUGAGCCCUCUUCACCAAAGGGUACAUACUAUGGAAACUAGUGCCAUCAGGAUAUUAAAAGAGAGAAUAAUUUCACGAAAAACUGACCUCAUGCAUGCUUUCCAACUUCGAGACCACAGUCGAUCAGGAAAAAUUUCAAUAGCCCAAUGGGCUUUUUCUAUGGAGAGCAUUUUGGGGCUGAACUUACCAUGGAGAUCUCUGAGUUUGCAUCUGGUAAACAUAGACAAAAAUGGAAAUGUAGACUACAUGUCCAGCUUCCAGGAUGUCCACAUUGAAAAACCUGUGAAAGAGGUCCAAUCUACUCUAAUUGAAACUCUAUACAGAUACCGAUCUGACCUGCAAAUCAUAUUUAAUGUCAUUGACUCUGAUCACUCAGGCCUGAUCUCCAUGGAAGAAUUUCGGGCCAUGUGGAAACUUUUCAGGACUCACUACAACGUUGAUAUUGAUGAUUCCCAAGUUGAUGAGCUUGCCAAUAUAAUGGACUUAAACAAAGAUGGAAGCAUUGACUUUAAUGAGUUUUUAAAGGCUUUCCAUGUAGUGCAUAAAUAUGAGAAGUUGAACACAUCAAAUGCCAAGUUUGCUAACUAUAAAUGAAAGCUUCCCUCAGGCUCCUUGUAAACAGCUGAACUCAAAUCACAAUCUUUUCCAGGACCACCGAAAUUCAUAGUCAGUAAUCGAGAAUAAUAGAUCCCAAUUCCCAUCAUAAACAGACACAGUAUGGGUGUCAGAAGCCCUUAGCAAACUAUAAUUGGUAGACUAGGUUAAAUAUCAGCUGAUAAGAUUUGCCUCUAAUAUUGGAACUCACCCAUUGCCAUUGAGAAGCUGGGUUUGAGCCUAGUGUUGGUCUCUUGGAUGCCACCUAAUUGGGAGACCGGAGCAGUUUGGAAACAUCCUGAAAGGAACCCACAGAGCACCAGAGAGAACUAUUAAGUUCAACAACUGUAACUGAGGGAUGGGAGGAGGAAUACCAAGCUACUAAUGGAAUAAACUAUUUCCAUCCUUAAAUUGUAAUCUUUUUUGGAGAUUCCAUA